AUGAGCGUGCACAGUCUCAGCAAAGACGAAGUGGAGCAUGAAGCUAAACCCGAGAAUGUCUGGGUCGAGGAUUGUGCAGCCGACGGAGGGUCCGGGGUGAUGGCUACCUAUCGGGGCUAUACUUCAGAGUUUGCUCGCAAGACCAAGGGUGCGCUGCUGAAAAAGAUCGAUCGUCGGAUCCUACCUUUGGUACUGCUUAUAUACCUAUUUAAUUACCUGGAUCGAAACUCCACCACGCAAGCUCGAGUCUAUGAACUGCAAGAGAACAACUACCUAAAGGGAGCGGAGUAUCAAACGGCUAUUUCCAUCUUUUCAGUCGGGUACAUCCUCAUGCAGUUCCCCUCCACUAUGCUGAUGACCAAAAUUCGACCCUCCAUCUACCUGGCAUCCUUCAUGUAUAAUUGUCUGGGCCAUUACCCCUUCUUUCCCGGAGCCAUCUUCUAUCUCAGCCGUUGGUAUACAGAGAAGGAACUUGGAGUGCGAACCGCAUUGCUCGUGUUAGGCAUCCUGCUGUCGAACACUUUUGCUGGACUCAUUUCCGCCGGAAUCCUGACUGGAAUGAAUCACGCCACGCGCUUCGCAUCCUGGCGAUGGCUGUUUAUUAUCGAAGGCCUUGCCACCGUGGUCGUGACCCUCGUGCCGAUGGCAUUUCUACCCGAUUUCCCCGCCACUAGCAAAUGGCCGACCAAAGCCGAACGAGUCGUAGCGCAGGCGCGCCUCGCCGAGGACGCAGGCUCGGAGAACGCGCUGAAAUACAAGAACGUGCCCCUGUCCCGAGCAUCGGUCUGGACCGGCAAGGACGUGCGUACCUGGAUCUUUGCGUGCAUGCAGAUGGCCACGACGGCCACUACCUCCCUCUCCCACUUCUUCCCCACGCUGAUUAAAGAGAUCGGGUUCUCCAGCAACACCAUCGUGCUCCUGCUUACCUCUCCACCCUACGUUGUGAGCUUCUUCUGGGCAGUGGGCUGGGGUCAGUGCGCCGAUAGGCGCCAGACUCGCUCGAUUCCCGCGGGCGUGUCGGAGGGGUUGGCCAUUCUCGCGGCCGUCCUCAUUGGGCGCGCUACGCCUUCACUUUCUUAAUCUACUGCGGAACGUACAGUGUCUACGCGACCACCUACGCCUGGCUGUCGUCGACGAUCGUCCAGCCCCCGGCUAAACGGGCCUUAAUCAUUGGGAUCAGCAUCGUCUCGCGAUUCAGCACCUCUUUCAGCGUCCGGGUCGG
Molecule: messenger RNA, 1222 nt
Organism: Aspergillus uvarum CBS 121591
Lineage: Eukaryota; Fungi; Ascomycota; Eurotiomycetes; Eurotiales; Aspergillaceae
Product: MFS general substrate transporter
Exons: 4
Coding region: 1-1080 (359 amino acids)
Biological process (GO): transmembrane transport
Cellular component (GO): membrane
Molecular function (GO): transmembrane transporter activity
Source: RefSeq, a predicted model, not a curated record